This is a messenger RNA of Eucalyptus grandis, 2335 nucleotides long. RefSeq names its product myosin-16. The transcript has 2 exons. The record is from RefSeq and is a predicted model, not a curated record. NCBI's taxonomy places the organism in Eukaryota, Viridiplantae, Streptophyta, Magnoliopsida, Myrtales, Myrtaceae. The coding region runs from base 272 to 2209 and encodes 645 amino acids.
UGUCCAGAAUCGGCGCUCUGGACACAGUUCCCAUGCAUCCUCUUCAAUCUCACCUCCCUCUAGAGAGAGAAAUUUCUAGAGAGAGAGAGAGAGGUUGCAGUUGCAUCAUGCAUGUUCCAUUUCAAUCUUUGACAUCAUAAGCAACCAAAGAUCUCUACUCCUAGACACGCCAUACGACCCUCCUCCACACACGCUCUCCCUCCUUUCUUCUUCUAACCCUCGAGCUCUCCAAGACUCCAUUUUUGUGCUCUGAAAGUAGAGAGAGAGAGAGAUGGGGUCGGGGUCUUUCAAGGGCAACCUUGGAGGAGCGCAGAGAGGGCGGCCGUACGGGAUGAUGCUGCUUCUGGCAUUCGGGGCUGCUCUCAUCGGGGUCAUGGCCCUUCACAAGCUCCGAGAGAGACGCAUCUCCAAUCUCCUCCUCAAGGACAAGGACCGUGAGCUCUUCUCUCUCCAACUUCUCUUGCAGCGAGAAAGAGACCACAACACCGAAAUGAAAAGGAAAUUUGAAGGGAUGAAAGAGAAGAUGUAUGCCUUCAGGACGCAAAAGAUGGAGCUGGAUAGUGCGGUCCUCGAGAUGCAGUCUACAGUCGGCUCGCUGAAGGAUGAGAUGCGAGCGAUGGAGUCGGCACUUCAAGAAAAGGACAACGAACUCAAAAUGCUGCGUGAAAAAAAUAUGGAGGCGAGCCAAAAAGAUCCUGAGGAAGUUUCUUUGAGAGAGAUCUUGAAGCUGAAGGAAGCAGAAAUUGAGGAUUUGAAGCAGCGUCUUGAAAAACAGGUCAACAUUGGCUCAGCCAGCUCCAAUGACCCGUCGAGUCUGCCUGGGAAUUCCAGUUUGCAAGCAGGCGAGGUGCAGAAGGAUGAAACAAGCAAUGCGGGUGCCAAUGAAAAGGGCGAGCUAGCAAGCGAAUCAAACAGGACUUCCUUGAUCAAGAGCAAAAUUGAAGUCCUGGAUGGCGAAGUUGCAUCAAGAUCUGAUGAGGGUUCUGAAGGCAGACUGGGUUCUGCUGAGAAGAUAGGAGUGACAGAGAUGGAGAGGUUGCGGGGGAAGGGAGAUAGCUCAGGUGAACAUCAAAAGCAAGAACAAGUUGCCAGUGAAGGGAAUGGGAUAGAGAACCGUAGAGAAGAUAUUGAUGGUCUCCAAGACGAGCGAAAAUCCGAUACUGGAGAGGGAACGAACACUCCAAAUGAGAGAAGCACAUCACACGGUGCAGAUGAGGUCUCGAGAAAUAUGAAUGAAAAUGGUGAUGCGGAGACCGUCAAUGUGAAGGAAAGUCCAGAAGAGAGUGGAGUAGGCAAGGGUGGUAUGAAGUUGGAAAAUUCGGAAAAUUCUCACGGCAAUGAAUCGGACUCUGUUGUUACAGGAAAGCAAGGCGGCCUAUAUGUGAGUAAGAAAAGGGGAAAGAAAUGGAGGAUGCUUGCGAGAAAUAGGAGGCUGGAGAACAAGGGGAACAGAAAAAGAAGACUCAUUGGAGAUGCGAAAGAAAUCAAACAAUACCGGAGUGAAAUAGAAAACCAGUUGGAGAGCACCGAAAGGAACCAGCAAACUGUUACCCACUUGAGAAGAGAUGAAUCUGAGCAGAGAGAAGAACAAGGGAGGAAAGAAAAUCGAGAUCAAGUUGAAAUCAAGAGUGUACCAGCAGACUCAAGUGAAGACACAGUAAACGGAGGAGAGGAAAGCGACAGGAGUGGAGGAAGCAUAGGUAAGGACUCGAACUUCUCGGACGCUAAGUUGAUUGAGUCUGAAAGUACUGAAAAUAAGGGAGAUGUAGAGGGAAGUGGAAUGAGUGGCGGCGAAAAAGGUCCUCUCAAGAAUGAAGAGGAAGAGAUGAAGAGUGGCAAUUCGCUGACGAACGGCGAAGUCUCAACCAAUUCUGCUUCACAAGGAAAAGCUAACAACAUCACAAAUGAAGGUGCAGAACAGGAAGCGAAUGUUGAAAUCCGAAGACAAGAAGAUCAAGGAGCCAAUGCUGCCCUAGAGACCACGGAAGUUGAAACUGGCGGAGCAGGACUUGCAGCUGACAAAGAGAGACUGGCUGCUGACAAAGAGAAAGUUCGUUACAGAAUUGAGGAGCGGAGACAUUCAGAAGAUGACGACUCAAAAGAAUCAAAGGCAGAUGGCGCCGGCCGGGAUCUCUCACAGCAAACUGAUGAUUCCAGUUCGGAAAAUAACGACGAGUACAAGGUAGAAACCGAUGAUUCUGGGUUCUAGUUAUGUAACCCAACUGUGCUGUAAACUAUAGAGCCUGUGCGUUCCUAUUAACUGUCGAUGUGUGUUCAGACAAUCGAAUUUAGUCUUUAUUAGAUAUCACCCAUCAAUACAUACCAUAUGCUGAUA